GUCAAAUAUUCCCUUCGUCUUAGACUCUUGAACCGGCAAUUUUUCACUGAACUUCUUCUCCCCUUUGUGGGUGGUGCAUAGUCGUACAGAGGUUGAGGAGAUUCAAUGGCAACUUCGAAGCUCCAAGCUCUGUGGAACCAUCCAGCCGGCCCUAAAACCAUCCACUUUUGGGCGCCGACUUUCAAAUGGGGGAUCACCAUUGCUAAUAUUGCUGACUUCUACAAACCUCCUGAGAAAAUUUCUUAUCCCCAGCAAAUAGCUGUUACCUGCACUGGAGUUAUCUGGUCCCGCUACAGCACAGUAAUCACUCCUAAGAAUUGGAAUCUCUUUAGCGUAAACGUUGCAAUGGCUGGGACAGGCAUCUACCAACUUACCCGCAAAUUGAAGCAUGACUACUCUUCUGAGGCAGAAACGGCUGUUGCCAAAGAAGAAUGAAGAUCGAUGUCUUUCCCGUCAUGGUUCAAGGGUGAUUGAUCCAUGUUACCUCCCUGCCUCAAACUCGAGUAUUCAACUUCAAUUGUAAUUGAUGCUUUGUUCCGGAAUAAAGACAUGAUCAGUAGCAAACUAAGAUACUUACGCUAUAUGAUGACAUGAUUUGUAAAAGAACUGUGAUUGUGCUUGUAAAGCUAUUGUGAAGAUCCAAAUUCUCCUUUGAUUAAUAAUUUAUGUUCCUUUUCAAAAAAAAAAA
This is a messenger RNA of Tripterygium wilfordii, 688 nucleotides long. RefSeq names its product mitochondrial pyruvate carrier 4-like. Gene Ontology annotation, biological process: pyruvate import into mitochondria. The record is from RefSeq and is a predicted model, not a curated record. NCBI's taxonomy places the organism in Eukaryota, Viridiplantae, Streptophyta, Magnoliopsida, Celastrales, Celastraceae. Gene Ontology annotation, cellular component: mitochondrial inner membrane. The transcript is spliced from 5 exons. The coding region runs from base 106 to 435 and encodes 109 amino acids.